AUGUUUACCAUUCACAAUCUGCAACCGGAUGUAAUUGAGGAGACGGCCACUUUGGGACUUGGGAGCAACGCAACUGUUAUGCUGGGACGAUACGACAAUAGAGAUGUUGCUCUAAAGAUAUACAAGUCCAACGACUAUGCUACCAAGGUUGAGGCUUUGAAUGAGGUUUCUAUAUAUUCCCGCUUGAAAAAUCAACCCCAUGUGGUUAACUGUUAUGGUAUGUACUACAGAAACGGCGCCCCAGUUCUUGUAUUGGAAAAGGCGCAGAAGUCACUGUAUAAUGUAUAUAGAGAAGAAAGAGUAAGCCGUGCUCAAUAUAAUUGGCCAGCUAUAAAGGACCGUGCGAUGCAAAUUUCUUUUGGAUUGAAGUCGCUCCACGACAUUAACAUUUCUCACGGUGAUGUUUCUUCGAAAAACUUCUUGCAAUUUGAGGAUAAUGUGUUGAAAAUAAGCGAUAUGGGAUACGCUCAGGUUAUUGAAAAUGGUUUUUUUUAUGAUCCUUCUUGCCGUUGUUCUCUUUAUGCGGCUGCACCCGAUUUUUUGUUGACUAGCAAGCGAUCUUUGAGUACUGACAUUUACUCUCUGGGUAUGGUAUUUUUGGAGCUUGUGAAGGGUGGUUUUGCAUACACGCAGCAAGACCUAGAGUGCUUUAUGGUAAACAAUGUGAUGGACACCAAUACUUUUGUUCAGCAUAUCCUUUAUGGACAGCGACCUUCUAUUCCUAGUGAAGUGCCGGAUUAUUUUGCGGAUAUUAUCCGCUGGUGCUGGAUAAGGGAAACAGAGAGAAAGAAACGACCCACUAUUGAUCAGGUGAUCGAACGACUUGAGGCGUGGGAUGUGGACUAAGUCGGUACGAUUCUUGUGUAGUUCUGUAUGA
This is a messenger RNA of Blastocystis hominis, 877 nucleotides long. RefSeq lists its product as hypothetical. The coding region runs from base 1 to 846 and encodes 281 amino acids. Gene Ontology annotation, molecular function: ATP binding; protein kinase activity. Gene Ontology annotation, biological process: protein phosphorylation. The transcript has 7 exons. The record is from RefSeq and is a predicted model, not a curated record. Lineage: Eukaryota; Bigyra; Opalinata; Blastocystidae.